UUCGCGCAGACGAUAUUUUUUGGCGUUGUUAGGAAACCGGAAAUAGAGAAACAUGACACGACUUAUAGUAAUAUCUUACUUUUUUGUUCUCGCCAAAGGUUUUAUGUUUGAUCAACUAUCAGAAAAACUAAGAUGCCAGGGUUUGGCACUGAUGUGUCCUCCAAUGUGCCUUCAUCAGAACCCGAACGGAUGUAGCACGUGCGACUGUUCCAACAUUGAUCCCUCCCAUCCGAAAGCGCCAGGUACAAGUGGAGGUAACUCAGUAGAUCCUUCACGUCAUCUCAGUGCAAGUGCAGGAUGUGAUGACUGGACUAAGUGCGCAUGUGUACCGAUAUUUGAUGUAUCAAGCGGAUGUCUAAAAUGUCCUUGUGGUAACUCUGCAAUCACUCGUCCCUUAUACCAGCCGACUGUAACGCCAACUUCCGCUUUCAAGUCAACAGAAACUGUAACAACUCCUCCAAACCAGUCAACCAAACAAGUGACGUCAUCUGUUACAUCAGCAUCCAGCAGUUUAUCUCCCGUCACUAUGACGCCGUCAGAUAUAACAUCGUCGACAACUUCACAAAUUACCUCUACACCGUUUGCAACUAAGACGUCUCCCGGAGUGACAACAUCAGUGACGUCACAGAAACUUGACACAAACCUGCCAAAUAUAGCUACAAUACCUUUAGUAAACACCGCAUUGACAACGUUGACAACAACCACGUUAGCGCCAAUUGUGUGUCCCGGAAUUUUCAGUUGCACUCUCGACUGUUACACUGGCUUUGACAUGGACAAAAACGGAUGCCCUUUGUGUCAAUGUGCGCCCACACCAACCGAUUUGCCGUAAUAUAAUAUAUUCAGUAUUAUUUACGUUUUUUUUUC
Messenger RNA from Ruditapes philippinarum (Manila clam), 864 nucleotides. Its product is annotated as mucin-2-like. Lineage: Eukaryota; Metazoa; Mollusca; Bivalvia; Venerida; Veneridae. The record is from RefSeq and is a predicted model, not a curated record. Gene Ontology annotation, molecular function: serine-type endopeptidase inhibitor activity. Bases 53 to 829 code for a protein of 258 amino acids. The transcript has 4 exons.